AUGGGCUAUAAUUAUUAUAACAGGCCCAGCCUGUGACAAGAGGCUUGGGCUAUCUAUCCAUGUUUUCUAAGUUGAAGUGUUGUUUCUUGAAUCAGCAUGAUUUCAUGCCAAAAAAAUGAUUCGGUUCUACUCAGCCUCUGCAAAACCUUUUCAUUCUGAUCACUGUUGUAAACUUGUCUCUUUGAUUGACUCAUGCAAGUCGAUGCAACAAAUUAAGCAGACCCAUUCACAAUUAGUAACCACAGCUCUAAUAUCACACCCUGUUUCAGCCCAUAAGCUCCUCAAGCUCACUGCUUAUGUUUCUAUUUCUUAUGCACACAAACUGUUUGAUCAAAUUCCUCAACCAGACUUGUUCAUUUACAACACCAUGAUCAAAGCACAUUCUAUGUUACCCCAUUCCUGCCACAAUUCCUUUGCGGUUUUCCGCUCAUUAAUCCGGGAUUCGGGUUUUUUUGCGAAUAGAUAUAGCUUUGUGUAUGCUUUCGGUGCCUGUGGCAAUGGGCUGGGUAUGCAGGAGGGACAGCAGGUUCGCGUUCAUGCUGUGAAAAUUGGUUUGGAGAACAAUAUAUUUGUUUUAAAUGCCUUGAUUGGUAUGUAUGGGAAGUGGGGACUUGUGGAGGAGGGCUGGAAGGUAUUUCAAUGGGCUGUGGAUAGAGACUUGUAUUCUUGGAACACCAUGAUUGCUGCCUACGUUGGAUCUGGUGACAUGAUUCGAGCUAAGGAAUUGUUUGACGGAAUGCAAGAAAAAGAUGUUGUGUCAUGGAGUACUAUAAUAGCUGGUUAUGUUCAGGUUGGUUGUUUCAUGGAGGCUUUGGAUCUUUUCAACGAGAUGUUGCAAAUAGGUCCUAGGCCAAAUGAAUAUACCCUUGUAAGCGCUUUUGCCGCUUGUUCGAAUCUAGUAGCACUGGAUCAAGGAAAGUGGAUACACGCUUACAUCGGGAGAGGCGAGAUUAAGAUGAAUGAAAGGCUUUUAGCUAGCAUCAUUGACAUGUAUGCAAAGUGUGGGGAAAUAGAAUCAGCAUUCAGAGUUUUCUUUAAUUACAAGGUAAAGCAAAAGGUUUGGCCAUGGAAUGCCAUGAUUGGUGGGUUUGCAAUGCAUGGAAAACCCAAUGAGGCCAUAAAUGUGUUUGAACAAAUGAAGGUUGAAAAAGUUUCUCCUAAUAAAGUCACAUUCAUUGCCUUAUUGAAUGCUUGUAGCCAUGGCUAUAUGGUCGAGCAGGGGAAAUUAUAUUUCAGAUUGAUGGUUAGUGAUUAUGCUAUUACCCCAGAAAUAGAGCAUUAUGGAUGCAUGGUGGAUCUACUUAGUCGUUCUGGUUUCUUGAAGGAGGCUGAAGACAUGAUUUCAAGUAUGCCAAUGGCUCCAGAUGUUGCAAUCUGGGGAGCACUGUUGAAUGCUUGUAGAAUCUACAAAGACAUAGAGCGGGGACAUAGAAUAGGAAGGAUCAUUAAAGACAUGGAUCCUAACCAUAUAGGGUGUCAUGUUCUACUGAGUAAUAUAUAUUCAACAUCUGGGAGAUGGAAUGAAGCAAGAAUGCUGAGAGAAAAGAAUGAACUCAGUAAUGAGAGAAAAAAGAUUCCUGGUUGCAGCUCAAUUGAAUUGAAGGAGACAUUCCAUUAGUUCCUUGUUGGAGAUAAAUCCCACCCUGAAAGUAGGGAGAUUUAUUCAUUUUUGGAUGGAUGACAAUCAAGUUGAAGAGUGCUGGGUAUGUUCCAGAGUUAGGAGAACUUUUGCAUGAAAUUGAUGAUGAAGAUAAAGAGACUGCUCUGUCUUUUCACAGUGAGAAGUUGGCCUUUUGGAUUGAUGAACACGGCAUAUGGAACUCCAAUUCGCAUUGUAAAGAAUUUAAGGAUUUGUGGGGAUUGCCACCAAGUAACAAAGUUCAUCUCCAAAGUUUACGAUCGAGUAAUUAUAGUAAGAGACGGGACAAGGUAUCACCACUUCAAAGAGGGAAUCUGUUCUUGCAAAGGCUACUGGUAGAUAAGGAAGCAGCUACAUUCAGCCAUCAUUUUUCCCUUUUUGCCCACCUUUGACACAAUGGAGCAUUUUUGUUUCUUUGGUAAACUCAUUCACACAUUGAGUUGACUAGACAAAGAUAUGCAUUUGAUUAGAGAUUUUUGCUAAUACAAACGAUAAUGUUGCCCAUGUGAUCUGUUACAUACUAAUAAGAAAAGUUCGAAGAAGGAAGAAUGACCUUCUAUGAUCAUUAUUUGCAUUGUUGAACAGUUCGCCCAUUGGUUUAUAAAGGGUCCUCUUGCUUUUGGGGCUUUUGGCAAAUUCUUGAAGAAUGCCCAUCAGGGUGCUGUCAAUUCUUUACAGCUUCAGAUAAUGGAAGUUGCCUGAAGUUUGUACACUUCUGUUUCUAUUGUAUACACUAUACAUGUACUGAACAAAGAAUAGCUUGGUUAUGCCAGCUCAAGUUUUGUUCUUUUUUGGAACAGGUAAAGCACAACCUCUGAGGAGUAAAUUGCUGUAUAGUUCUUCUUGACCAUUUCGUAUAGGUCUCAUUUUUCCGAAAACUUGUAUUUUAUAUUUGGAUAUUUACCAAUACCUUUUCUUUAAGGUUAUUUCCUCAGACCGUCAUUAUUUCAGUUUUAUCAUGGCUUCUUGAUUGUAUUGCGCAACUUUGAUGAGAUCAGUAAAGUUUCGUAAGAUGUACUAUUAAGGGAUAAUAUCCUUGCAUCUCCUCUGAAUCUGGAAAAUAGAAGCUCAAAAUAGUUCGAACUUAU
Messenger RNA from Vigna angularis (adzuki bean), 2727 nucleotides. RefSeq names its product pentatricopeptide repeat-containing protein At5g66520. The record is from RefSeq and is a predicted model, not a curated record. The coding region runs from base 116 to 1618 and encodes 500 amino acids. Lineage: Eukaryota; Viridiplantae; Streptophyta; Magnoliopsida; Fabales; Fabaceae. Gene Ontology annotation, molecular function: protein binding; RNA binding. Gene Ontology annotation, biological process: RNA modification. The transcript has 2 exons.